Molecule: messenger RNA, 3247 nt
Organism: Clarias gariepinus (North African catfish)
Lineage: Eukaryota; Metazoa; Chordata; Actinopteri; Siluriformes; Clariidae
Gene: cacnb2a
Product: calcium channel, voltage-dependent, beta 2a
Exons: 13
Coding region: 879-2921 (680 amino acids)
Biological process (GO): regulation of voltage-gated calcium channel activity; neuromuscular junction development; chemical synaptic transmission
Cellular component (GO): voltage-gated calcium channel complex
Molecular function (GO): protein binding; high voltage-gated calcium channel activity
Source: RefSeq, a predicted model, not a curated record
GGAAAUACAGGAUGCAGCCCACAACAACAUCAUAUGCCGAGAGUAGGGAGCUUGUGACACACACUCGGUGAGAGGAUGGAUGGAUAGGGACUCCAGGGUUGGGGGACCAAAGUGACAGAGACUGACUGCAGCACCUGUGAGCCGCAGCAACAGCAUCAUUAGCAUCUGCAGCUCCCUAGUCCCGGACCUGCUUUCUCAUUUCAUGGAGCAUGGCAGCCUGGCCUUGUUAAUUGAAUGAGGAUACUACAAACAGCAGCCUGUGCACCAGCUUCUGCAGCCCCUCUUCAUUCAGCAUGCGCUGGGAGAACGGGAGAACACGCUCAAGUGGAAUCACUGGCGGCCGACGGAUACAGCGUAACACGAGCAGCGCGAAUCUCUGUUCUCACAGCAACAGCAGCCAUACGACUAACGCUCUCACUGUUAGCUCCAGCAAUAGUAGGGACAUCAGGUAGCACAGUAAUAAGGUUGCAGGGCAGGUGUAGCUUUUAACUCAGCAACAGUGACAAGUUCUAAGUAAAAGCAAAUCAUUCAGAGUAGCACUAUUGUAACGUUGCAUUUGUGUGAAUUACAUUCGAUUACUUUAGUGAUUUAGUUGUUGAGCUGUAAUUACUAUUUGUUGAAAAACUCCAAAGGGAAUUCAGCAUUGUUGUUGUUGUUGUUGUUGUUGUUUUUGCUGUAUUAACUGACAGUAGCAUCAAUAUCAUUGGUAUGAAGUGCUGACAUUCGAAAAUUUAUGUGAAGUGUGUAGUAAUUUGUUGUCAUCACUUUAGCAUGACGUUAGAUAGUGAGUGAUAGUUCCUGUUGUGCGAUUGUAGUUUGUGUGUCAGCUGUGUUUGUGGUUAUGGUGAAGAGAGCGAAGGCUCCAUCCAUUUUGGCUGAUGAAGGCCUCCUGGAUACGGCUGCUGAAAAGAGCAAAGGGGGGUCGAGUCAAGAACGAUAUUGGCGGUUCGGCAGACUCGUACACCAGUCGACCGUCUGACUCUGAUGUGUCUCUAGAGGAGGACAAAGAGGCACUGCGCAGAGAGGCUGAGAGGCAGGCCCAGCUCCAGCUCGAAAAGGCCAAGACAAAACCAGUAGCGUUUGCUGUUCGUACUAAUGUUAGCUACAGUGCUUCCCACGACGAUGACGUCCCUGUGCCUGGCAUGGCCAUUUCAUUUGAAGCUAAAGAUUUCCUACAUGUAAAAGAGAAAUUCAAUAAUGACUGGUGGAUUGGCCGCUUGGUGAAGGAAGGAUGUGAGAUCGGUUUCAUCCCAAGCCCAGUGAAGUUAGAAAACCUUCGCAUCCGCCAGGAGCAACGAGCCAAACAGAGCAAAUUCCAUGCCAGCAAACUGGGAGCAAACUCCUUGUCCAGUUUAGGGGACAUCGUCCCAAGCUCGCGAAAGUCUACUCCUCCCUCAUCAGCCAUUGACAUAGAUGCUGUGGGUUUAGAAUCGGAGGAGCCUGAACCUCCUCCUCCUCCCCAGCAGCGUUCUCCUAAAGCCAGCCCAAACCAAGUCAUAUCCACUUUAACCCGUGAGAAACGAAUGCCCUUCUUUAAGAAGACUGAGCACAUCCCCCCUUAUGACGUGGUGCCCUCCAUGAGGCCUGUGGUCCUGGUGGGACCCUCACUCAAGGGUUAUGAGGUGACAGAUAUGAUGCAGAAAGCAUUAUUCGACUUUCUGAAGCACAGAUUUGAGGGAAGGAUAUCAAUCACACGGGUAACAGCAGACAUUUCUCUUGCAAAGCGAUCUGUCCUGAAUAACCCCAGUAAACAUGCCAUCAUUGAACGCUCCAACACGCGCUCCAAUCUUGCUGAGGUACAGAGUGAGAUUGAGAGGAUCUUUGAGCUCGCACGCACACUGCAGUUGGUGGUUCUGGACGCAGACACAAUAAACCACCCUUCUCAGCUGGCCAAGACUUCGCUCGCACCAAUCAUCGUCUAUGUCAAGAUCGCCUCUCCAAAGGUGUUACAGAGAUUAAUCAAAUCUAGAGGAAAGUCUCAGGCCAAACACCUCAACGUGCAGAUGGUGGCAGCAGACAAACUGGCUCAGUGCCCUCCGGAACUUUUCGACAUCAUCCUGGAUGAGAACCAGUUAGAGGACGCCUGUGAGCACAUGGCUGACUAUCUGGAAGCUUACUGGAAAUCCACACACCCGGCCAGCUGCACUCCGGCCAAUCCUCUCUUAGACAAACUCACUGCCGCUCAAUCAGCCACUCCUGAUCCUCUGUCCAGUCUGCAUCUGCAGAGCACCGGAGGAGCCCAGAAGACUGACAAGUCGCUAGGUGAGAGGAAGAGCUCGCUAGAAGAUCAUCACCAUCACCACCACCAUCACCGUCACCACCAUCGCCUGCAAAAGCAAGAGAGCCUGGACCAGCCUGAGGAAGACGAUCCUCAGGAAGAGGCCGGUAAAGAGCAGAGAGCCUUACGGAGCGAGCGGAGAGCACCGCACAUACACCACCGCUCUUCCUCCACACGGACCGAACACCACAAUCACCACCAUCACCACCAUAGUCGCACAGCGCGCACACUCUCCAGGCAAGAGACGCUGGAGAGCAGAGACUCUGCAUGUGCAGAGCCACAGCCACACACCACUCACAUACAACCCAUACACUCACAUACACACCAUGCAGGGGAGGAAGAGGAAGAGGAGGAAGAUGAUGAGGAGGAAGAGGAAGAAGAGGGGGAGGACGAGGAGGACGGGGAGGACGAGGAGGACGAUCGGCCUGUUCAGCAUAAUCAUCAUCACCACCAUCAUCAUGGAAAGGGAGGAAGGGAAAGGGAACGAGAGCACGAUCACAGUGAACGUAACGGCCAACGGCAACGUGUUCAGCAGAGAUCACAACGUGAACACUAUCAGGAAUGUGAAAGGCAACACUCUGUUGAAGGAGAGGAGAAAAAAGAAGAGACAGACUGGGAGACAGAUCCCUACAUAGAGCAGUAACGCACAAACACACACACACACACACACACACACACACACACACACACAUACACACACAGCCAUGGACUGCACUGAACUGACAAAACACACUAUUACAAAAUAAAAGCUAGAUUCAGGUCCAGAAUUCUUGCCAAUCUUGAUAAAGAUCAAAGGAAACAAAUGUAAGGGACAUUUAAAGUGCAGUUUGUAAUGUUUAAAUGCAGCUCUAGACCUAUAAUACAAGGGCCAGUCAAGUCAAACGGGGACUUUUGAUUGUGCAAAAUAACAGAACACACUUAUGAAAGCAAACCUCUGUAUGUCUCUAUAUAAUCUCCUGAUACACUAAU